Molecule: messenger RNA, 3750 nt
Organism: Rotaria sp. Silwood2
Lineage: Eukaryota; Metazoa; Rotifera; Eurotatoria; Philodinida; Philodinidae
Source: the annotation of a GenBank genome assembly
AUGUUAAAGCAUAAUGUCACCGAUCGAAAAGCUUGGGGCAUUUUCGCCCGUGAUCAAGGUACGGAUGAAGCUACUCGACUAAAUCACUAUGGCGCACAUCCAUUCUAUCUCGUCAUGGAACAAUUACCAAAUACAGAUCAAACUCCAUCGGGUAACAUGCAUGGUGUUCUUUUACUAAAUUCAAAUGCAAUGGAUUACUCGUUCACACCGAUACCGUCAUUAACCAUACGUACCAUUGGUGGAAUCCUUGACUUUUUCGUAUUUCUUGGUCCAAAACCAGAGCAAGUAAUUCAGCAAUAUACUUGGCUUGUUGGUCAUUCAAUGCUACCGCCCUAUUGGUCGCUAGGUUUUCAUCUUUCUCGUUGGGAAUACAGGAACUUGACAAGAAUGAAAGAAAUCGUCAAACGAAACCGUGAUGCCGGUGUUCCACUUGAUGUUCAGCAUGCUGAUAUCGAUUAUAUGGAUGCUAGAAAAACUUUUACAAUAGAUCCGAUCAAUUAUGCAGGAAUGAAAGACUACUUUUCUGAACUAAACGCUGAUGGUGUGAGAACAAUAAUCAUUCUUGAUCCGGCUCUUUUCGAUGAUCAAGUCAGCUAUCCAGCUACAAUAGAGGCUGUGUUUGAUACAAAUGAACUACAACCGUGGAACUGGGAGGAAACUGGUAGUAAUUAUACUUUGAAAUGUCCAAUCAGCGCACUUGAUGAUCCACCUUAUCGUACCAAGGCCGUAUUUCGAUAUGAUGAGAUAUUGAAUAAAUCUAGUCGCCUUUCUCAGAAGACUUUAUGUAUGUCAGCCCAACAGGGUGAAAUCGAUCUGAAUACGAACAAACCAAAAUAUCUUCAUUAUGAUGUUCAUAAUCUGUAUGGAUGGAGUCAAACAAAACCGACAUUAGAUGCACUGCGAGCAGCUACUGGAAAACGAGGUUUGGUUUUGCCUCGUUCAACAUUUGUCGGAUCGGGUCAAUGGAGCGGUCAUUGGUUAGGGGAUAAUAAUGCAACAUGGCAUGAAAUGAAGCGCUCGAUAAUUGGAAUGAUCGAAUUCAAUUGGUUCGGUAUUCCAUUUAAUGGGGCCGAUAUUUGUGGCUAUUUCAACUCACCAACUGAAGAAAUGUGUACUCGUUGGAUGCAAGUUGGUGCUUUCUAUCCAUUUUCACGAAAUCAUAACAAUCGACGAACAAGAGAUCAAGAUCCAGCUGAAUGGUCUCAACCAGCUCUCCGGGCUAUGAUAUCUGCUCUUCGUAUUCGUUACAUUCUUCUUCCAUAUUAUUAUACGCUUUUUUACAAAGCACACACGGAAGGUUCAACAGUAAUUCGACCAUUGUUCCAUGAGUAUCCUACCGAUAAGGCAACACUUGAUAUUUUUCUUCAAUUUCUCGUCGGACCCUAUUUGAUGGUGGCUCCUGUCACUGACGAUGGUGCUCGAACAGUUCAAAUCUAUAGUCCAUCAUCGCCGUGGUACAAUUUUUAUGAUGGUACAUCAAUUUCAGUACAGAGUCAAUUCGUAUCAGUUGAAGCGCCAUUAGAGAUUAUACCCCUUUUUCUGAGAGGUGGAGCCAUUUUACCAACGCAAGGCUUUGCAAACAAUACAAAACUUUCGAGAAUGCAACCGUUUGGUCUAAUCAUUGUAGUGGGUUCGGAUGGAAAUGCUGAAGGUGAUCUCUUCUACGAUGAUGGUGAAUCGAUCGACACCACUGCUUCAAAAGCGUAUUACUAUGCGACAUUCAAGUGGUCAUUGAAAGAUACUCAAUUGACAAUGACUGUUGUUGAAAACAAUUACAGAGAAAUGUCAAAUUUGAAGCUGGAUUCGUUGACUAUUUAUGGACUGAAUCAUACACCAGCCGUGAUUUAUGUUGGAGGAAAACGAUUUGCUCCAUCGUUACGACCCAAUACACAGAUAUUCGAAAUUAUCAGCAAGAUGCAUGUAAUACUUCAUUGUGUUUAUUGGCUGCUUCUAAAUCUUUUCAUUGGCAAUGAUGUAGUAGGGAAUGUUCAAAAUUUGAGUCGUGAGAACACACUUUCCACAACUGUCAGUAACAUGAAUGAAGAGCCGUCUUUCGUCACAACUCGUGUUCCACUCCGAGAUCAUGUCGAACUUGCUAUUGAUUACUUUCUUCCUACACCGACUGGACGAUUUCCAACGAUCCUCGAGAUUACACCCUACGGACGUGGUCCUAACAAGCCAAAUCGCCGUUUUGAAGCACGUUACUGGACUCAGCACGGAUAUGCAUUUGUCAUAGGUGACUCGCGGGGUACAGGUGAUUCUGGUGGUGACAUGGUUUUCCAUGCUUGUGAAGGCAAAGACGGUUAUGAUUUGAUUGAAUGGAUUGCCAGUCAGCCUUGGUCAAAUGGCCGCAUCGGAAUGCGUGGUGCUUCUUACUCCGGAGAGAAUCAGUGGUAUACUGCUCGAGAACAACCUCCACAUCUUUCAUGCAUCACACCGAGCACUACACCCGCGCGUCCAAUGAAUGAAGUGCCCUAUGAUAAUGGAGCAUUUUUACUUCAAUGGGCACUUCUGUGGAUCAAUUCUUAUGUCAACAUUGUUUUACCACCAGCUGGCACAACUCAUCCAAAUCCAAAAACUUGGUUAAAUCAUCGUCCACUUCGUACGCUGGAUGUAUUUGCUGUUGGCCGAGAACUGCCAUUGUAUCGUACUUUUCUUGAUCAUCCAACCUAUGAUGAUUUUUGGCGUGCUAUUGACCUGCUGGCAAAUAGUUUAGUCAACAUUACCGUACCAACAUUAGCUUUUACAGGUUGGUUCGAUGGGACUCUGACAGGAACGAUCGGUCAUUUUGAUGAGGUACGACGUUCAUCACCUCGUACUUACGAUCAUUUUCUCAUUAUUGGUCCAUACAUGCACACAAGUGCUCCCGAUGGUGGCUAUGACUAUCUAACCAAUGAGCCCAUCCUCAUGAUGGGCGAUAUUUCAAUUCCAAAAAAUGCUCUUUUGCCUGCCAGAAACAUGACACAUGCCUUUUUUGACUGGUGUCUCAAAGAUCAAGCACGUCCUCAAUGGAAACCAACCAAGUUCUUCGUGACAGGUACUAAUCGCUGGAUGACACGCGACGUGUUCCCACCUCCCGAAGCACAAGAGCGUUUGCUCUUUCUCACCAGCAAUGGUCAUGCCAACGGUAUCCAGGGUGAUGGACGUCUACAAUGGUCAUCGGCCGAUACGACAGUGACCGAUCGCUACAGUUAUGAUCCCACCGAUCCCAUCAUUGUCGAUAUGGAGAAGAUACCGUACCAUCUACCCAUCAAUAUCAACACGAUGAUCGAUCGAAAGGAUGUGCUAGUCUACACUAGUGAUCCUAAAAUCGAGUCUCUAACUGUUAUUGGUAAUAUCGUCAUUGAGCUGCAAAUGUCAAGCAGCGCACGGGACAGUGAUCUUGUAGUCGAACUCAUGGAUGUGUUGCCCGAUGGACGCUCAAUCAAGCUCGGCUCGCGUGUCUCUAGCCAGCUACGUCUUCGCUAUCGUGAUGGAUUCGAUCAAGAAGUUUUCAUGAUUCCUGGCACGAUCUAUUCUAUUCGAAUCCAAUUGGGUGCGAUCGGUCACACAUUCUUGCCAGGCCAUCGGAUCAGACUAGCUGUAAUGAGUAGUCUGUUUCCAUGGCUAAGUGCAAAUCCAAAUACUGAUGGGUCAAUCGCUACAGACAUGCAACAGCCAAUCGUGGCCAACCAGACGAUCUACUAUACCGCUUGUCAACCAUCACAUAUUCGCAUGAUGGUCGUGGAUAAUCCGGUAUUUGAUCUAUAA